AGCGAUCUCGAGCGCCAGAGCCCCCACACCCGCCGCCGUGUCGUCGCCUUCGUCGAUCAAGAGCAACACCAACGUGGCUCCGCCGGAGUUGGAGCAACGCGCCAAGGUGUCGCCACCGCCGCCGUUCGCGUCGGACAGGUGGGCCGCGGGCGGCGCCUCGUCCUCCGACGAGGAGGAGGACACCAAGAAGACCAAGAACAAGAAGGCCGCGGCCAGCAAGGCGGUGCCGGCGAGGAAGAGCGGCAAGGCCAAGGGCAAGGACAGGUACCUCGUUGCGCCACCGGCAGAAGCUGGCCAGGGGGGUUCAUGCCCGCAGGCGGCGCCCCCGACCCGUUCGCCGACAACGACGCGCUCCCGCCCUCCUCGUUCGACCCGUUCGCCGACGCGCGCGCCGACGACGCUGCCGGGGGCGGCGCCGGGGUCGACGACGCCUACGUGCACCUCCGCGUGCAGCAGCGCAAUGGCAAGAAGACGCUGACCACGGUGCAGGGGCUCAGCGCCAGCUACAACUACGCCAAGGUGCUGCGGGACCUCAAGCGGGAGCUCUGCUGCAACGGCACCGUCGUCGAGGACAAGGAGCUCGGCAACGUCAUCCAGCUGCAGGGCGACCACCGCGAGCGCGUUGCCGGCUUCCUCGCCAAGGCCGGCCUCGCCAAGACCGAGUGCAUCAAGGUCCACGGCUUCUAA
Aegilops tauschii subsp. strangulata is the source of this 687-nucleotide messenger RNA. Its product is annotated as protein translation factor SUI1 homolog 1-like. Lineage: Eukaryota; Viridiplantae; Streptophyta; Magnoliopsida; Poales; Poaceae. The record is from RefSeq and is a predicted model, not a curated record. Gene Ontology annotation, molecular function: translation initiation factor activity. Gene Ontology annotation, biological process: translational initiation.